Messenger RNA from Cloeon dipterum, 5047 nucleotides. Its product is annotated as CUGBP Elav-like family member 2. Gene Ontology annotation, cellular component: nucleus; ribonucleoprotein complex; cytoplasm. NCBI's taxonomy places the organism in Eukaryota, Metazoa, Arthropoda, Insecta, Ephemeroptera, Baetidae. Gene Ontology annotation, molecular function: mRNA 3'-UTR binding. Gene Ontology annotation, biological process: regulation of alternative mRNA splicing, via spliceosome; mRNA splice site recognition. The record is from RefSeq and is a predicted model, not a curated record. The transcript is spliced from 17 exons. The coding region runs from base 446 to 2356 and encodes 636 amino acids.
UGGCCGUUGAUUGUCUGUGUUGAGAUAUAUAGAUGUGAUCUGUUGGAUCGAUGUGUACUACUACUCUCAAUUAGCACCGCGAUUAUCUAUCCGAAAACCGUGCUCUGUGUGUGCUUCGUAGUGUCAAGAAUUAUUAUUAUUCAAUAUCUUAUGGAAGUGAUGUCCUGCUAAUGAAUGUGUCUCUAUCAAUAUAUUGCUUGAAGUGUACUUGAAAUUGCUUCUAUCACCACCAAUCACCACCACCACCGGUCAAAACAAUUUACUCCGGCCUGCCAUCAAAUACUAUUUGUACAAAAUCCUCUCUUCUCUGAUACACAUAGACUACUAUAUCUCUAUAUCUGUGUGUCUUAUCGCGCCGCGGCACGAGUAAGAGAGAUAACGAUAAGACCAAAUCAGACUCAGUCUGUUAGUUGGACAGCACGAGCAGCAGCAGACAGGUGUCCAGAUGGAAAUGCUCCACUCGCUCAACACCCUGGCCGGUAAGAUUUCGCCGCAGAGUGGCAAACCGGCCGCGCCGCACAACAACAACAAUAACAACAACACCAACCACAACAACAACAACCACCAUCACCCGUACCAUAAGGUGGCCAAGGUGGAGGUGUCCAGCAGCGGCGGCAGCACCGCCUCCGAGCCAUCCCCUAACUCGGAGGCCAACUCCAACGGCCGUCUCAGCCCCUCUAGUCAAAUGAAUAUGAACAACAGAUGUGUCGAGAUGUUGGACCAGCCAGACCCAGACGCGAUCAAGAUGUUCGUCGGCCAAAUCCCUCGUAGCAUGGACGAGGAGAAGUUGCGCCAGAUGUUUGAAGAGUUCGGCAAAGUGCAUCAAAUCAACGUGCUGCGGGACAAAGUCACCAGCCAGAGCAAAGGCUGCUGCUUUGUCACCUUCUAUACAAGAAAGGCUGCUUUGGAUGCGCAGAAUGCGCUUCAUAAUAUCAAGACUUUAACAGGGAUGCAUCACCCGAUUCAAAUGAAGCCUGCGGAUAGUGAAAAUAGAAAUGAGCGUAAACUUUUUGUUGGUAUGCUGUCAAAGAAAUGCAAUGAAAAUGACGUGAGAGGAAUGUUUGGAACGUUUGGUACAAUUGAAGAGUGCACCGUUCUGAGAGAUACCAACGGCCAAAGUAAAGGCUGUGCCUUUGUUACCUACACAUCUAAACAAUGUGCCAUCAACGCCAUCAAGGCGAUGCAUCAUUCCCAAACCAUGGAGUUGGACUCUCUAAUUUCGCAGGGCUGCUCGUCGCCCCUGGUGGUCAAGUUUGCCGACACACAGAAGGAGAAGGACCAAAAGAGACUGCAGCAGAUGCAAGCCAACCUCUGGAACCUCAGCACACUGCCACAGUACUUGACUGUGAGUGCCAACCCGAACUUGCUCCAGCAGAUGCAGCAGCAGACGCAGGCGACACAGGGAGCGGGGGCGGCCAACUCACCCGCCAACCUGCUUGCCAGCAUGCAGCAGCUAAUGAGCAUGCAGCAACUGCAGGCGGCUGGAUCAGCCGGCCUGCAAACGCUAGCUGCCCUCCAGGGCUCUGCAGGUUUGAGCCUGUCCGGCUCUGCGGGGUCCGGAGCCACUAGUGAUAUCAGCGCGGCCAACCUUCAGGGACUCGCCACUCUGGCGAACCUCUCUGUCGCCAAUCAAACUGUGAACCCGAUGAGCAUGCAGAAUUUGGUCACUCUGGCCGCCAUUUCUGGUGGAAACGGAGCGAAUUUGCAGGCUGUUUCACCCACUGGAUCCAGUGCCUCUGGGUUAAGUAGUCCAGCCCUCACGGGGUUGACUAAUUCAACGGCAGGUAUGUCCCUUCUUGGCAAACCCAAAUCCAAAGGGUCGAUAGCGCCGGUCACUUCUAGUGCGAGCAACUCGUUCAGUGCAGUCAGUCCAGUCACCUCGAUGGGACUGGGCGCCCUCUCAGGGACCACCCUCACCAGCCUCAAUGGCCUCGCCGGCUCAGCGGCCACCAACGGCUCCAGCCUCGACCCCCUUUCCUACUCUAGCAUACAACAGUACACAGGGUUCCCUGGCUUUAGUUCUAAUACAAUGAAUACGGCGGCGGUGGCGGCUGCGGCUGUCACCUCUGGAAAGCAAGUCGAGGGCCCUGAAGGUGCCAACCUGUUCAUUUAUCACCUGCCACAAGAGUUCAGUGACUCUGACCUUGGGCAAACGUUCGCUCCCUUCGGCCAGGUGCUUUCUGCCAAAGUAUUCAUCGACAAGCAGACGAACCUCUCCAAGUGCUUUGGCUUUGUAUCAUACGACAACCCUUUGAGUGCCCAGUCUGCCAUCCAGUCGAUGAACGGUUUUCAGAUCGGAACCAAACGCCUCAAGGUGCAGCUCAAGCGAUCCAAAGAGGCCUCAAAGCCGUACUAAUGAAUGUAGGUUCUGAGACUGCCACAACAAUUUGUUGGUUGAGUGUUGACCUUUUGACCGCCGUCCCUCCUCUGCCUGAUGUGUCAACGUCUUAGGUGUCAUGUUGUUGUACGUGCGAAGAAAAGUUCUCUGUUGCUACUACACUCACUCAUUCACUCUGGAUUCAGACAAAAACAAAAUAGUAACGCUCGACCUGUCUCGCAUUAUUGAUUAAUAUUAUAUACGUUGUAUGAAUCGAGAUCGUAUUCGUUGAUUGGUGGAUAUUUACACUUUUUUAUUGUUGCUGGUUGGUGUCAUAAAUAACAGUAUAAUGUUGAUGCAGCUGAAGAUGAAAGAUUUCUAUAUUACACGAGCAAAAAUUAACCGUCAUAUCACAAAGAUAGGAAAAUUAUUAACUGUCACAGAUCAAUAUAGUGCAGCGGAUUUAUACAUAUUUUUACAGAAAAUCAUAAUUACUCUCCCCUUCGACACGUAAAAAGAGCCGAUAAAUAAUUCGGGCAAAGUAUGUGCGGAAUCAGACAAAGAAUCGCACUCUUCGCCCGCUCUCCUGAUUUAGAAACAUUUGACAGUUAUUCAUUUUGUGUCUUUAAUUUUCCGCAAAUUACGUGGGUUUAAUGUUACUUCUUUACUUUAUGAUGGUUUCUCCCCUUGAUUAAUUUCGUUUGGUGUUUCUUCUCUUUGGUUUAGUUUUUGCAUUCGGCACGCGAAAAGUAUGUGUCUUCUCUUUUAUCUUUUUGUUAUAACUUCAAAUUUUUGGUUGAUUUCUUGGUAGAUGUGUAGUACAGGAAAUAUUAAGUGGGAAAUGCAAUGUGUUAUUUUGUUCAAUUGCCAUGUAACGAUGGAGAAAAUCAGCAGACGAUGUUUUGUGUGUGCCUUUAUUGUUGUGAAAAAUGAAUUUAUUAUUACACUAUUAUGUACUUAAAAUCGAGUCAUAUAAUUGAAUAAUUACAAUUAAAAUAAUUAUUAGGAGUAAUUUCUUUGGAUGAUAGUGCAUUUUAGAGUUUAAUUAAAGCGAAGUAAACACGUAAAUAGUCACACGUGCCGAUCAAGAGGGCGCGCGCAAGAGAGAAAAACAGCAAAAACACUUAACAAGAGAAAUAGAAAUAAUAUCAAACAGCAAAAGAAGUCGACACUAAAUAUUAAUCCGCAGCGAAUGGCGUUUUGUGUUGAUUUUUAUGACUGACUGUACCUUUUCAAUCAAUUAAUUGUUUUACUAUGUAUGUUGCUUCUUUAUCACCAUAAUGUGGUUCUCCAAAUAGUCCCCAAAGAAUUAUUUUCUAUUCUAAAGACAAAUUUCAAUGCAAAGUUACCAAAUAUGAGAAUGAAUGCAAGAAACGGGAGAGGUGAAGCGUAAAGUAAAGCACUCCCUCUGUCUAUCUAAGGUUGCCAAAAACGCUGAGACGAAAAUCAAACUAAAAUUGCACUCCUCGUCAUUAAACACGUUUUUGAAGUUAAGGAGAGUAGAGCCAAAGAAAUUUCGAUAUUCGCCCUUGUACACUUCAUUGCCAAAGUCCAUUUUCACAUUUCUUACAUAAUAUACUUUUGGCUGCUACGUAAUUUAAAUGAAACGGGACCCUCAUGUACAAUUAAAUCUGUUUUCUGUGAGCUGUCACUUGGUCGAGAUCAAAUUACAAUUAUCAUGCUGAACGCGCGCGGUCGGCCAACAUUUAUGCGGAUGUUCCUUAAUAAUUUGUUUUUGUCAUUAAACUGCUGGUCAUAAAAGUCUCAGGAAAACACACACACACACAACAUAAUUCUUUUGUACUAUCAUCAGGAUGUAGAGUGUAUUAUUUUCGUUUCUUAUCGUCGCUGAAUAUCUUGUAAAAUAUUCGUGAAUGAUCAUUGUUACCCGUCAUUCACUGAGCGCAUAAAAUCGAUUGCAGAGAAAUGCCAUGAUUUGUGUUGGAUGAUCAUAAUGUGCAAGUUGUUUCAAUGUCGAAAAGUCUUAAAAUUCAUACACACGCAUGUGCGCAGCUCCCAAAUCAAAAAGGAUGUCUGUGUAAAUCUGGGGUGGAAAUCGUUUCUGUUGAGAAAAGUCAAUUUGUUUGAUUGGACGGCAUUUUGUUGGCUAAAGUGCAAAUAAACCGUGUUUGUUGUAUGUUAACUAAAUUAACACACGAGAGGACAGGAAAAGCAGGAAGAAAAACCUUGAGCCUGCUUUUAAAAAUAAAGAAAAUGUUUUGACUAUCAAAUAAACAAUGAUCUCUACACCCAAAAAAUAUUUGCUUGUCGAAAUACGUGGCAAAACUGUAACAGAUGAAUUUUUGUUUUCUUGUCUCGCGCUAUAAAUUAUUGAUGAUUUGUGUGCUCCUUGAGUUUAAUGAAACCGAGAGUCCCGGAUGAAGUUCUCUGUCUUGUUCUGUAUUGUAAAAUGCAAGUUUUGAUUACGAUGUGAAGUAAAACGAUACAGAGAAAGAGAGCUAUAAUUGAAAAAGAGAGCAAAACAGAGUUUCCGUAGAUGUGUGCAGACUUUGAGACAGAGAGUUUAUAUAAUUAUUAAAUUGUAGUCUGAGAUAACAUUUUAAAUUAUUGCUUAAUGAUGAUGAAGAUGAACAACCACACGAGUGUAAUUUUAUGGCGAGAGGAUAUUUUAUCUUUGUACCAAAAUUACUGUGGUGUUUAUUUUAAGUGAUAAACGGAUUAAUGUACUAAGGGCAGCACAUAAUAAUAAAUCCUAUUUUGGAAGAAAAA